AUGAAUCUGGAACAUCGUAUAAGAGCCUAUCGCUUCGUUACCUAUUCCGCGGUUACUUUUUCUGUCGUCGCCGUCAUUUCAGUAUGCACUACACUGCCAAUGGUUUACAAUUAUGUACAUCAUGUGAAACGACAAAUGCAUAAUGAGGACUCUGCUCGUGAUAUUUGGUCGGAAGUUGGACAACUGAAGACAAUUCAAAAACAAGCAAAUAGGACUGCACGUCAAGCACGUCAACACUAUGCAUAUGGCGACUGCUCAGCCUGUUGUACGGGAGGAGAGGCAGGACCACCAGGAAUGCCGGGAAAUCCAGGACGACCAGGAAAUCCGGGAGCACCUGGAAUCCCUGGUAAACCUGGACGACCUCCAGUUCAGCCGUGCGAACCGAUCCCAGUUCCACCAUGCAAACCUUGCCCACCAGGACGACCAGGUCCCCCAGGCCCUGUUGGUCCUCCUGGUGAGCCAGGAGCUCCCGGAAACAAUGGUGCUCCCGGAAACGAUGGCCAACCUGGACCUCCUGGACCGAAAGGACCACCAGGACCUCCAGGAAAAGCAGGAGCACCCGGAGCACCUGGUCAGCCAGGACAAAAUGCACCUUCGGAGCCGCUGGUUCCCGGACCACCUGGACCUCCAGGACCGCCAGGGCCACAAGGACCUCCUGGACCCAAUGGAGCACCGGGUCACCCCGGCGCACCAGGUUCGAUCCUUACUUUUCUAAUAUCGGCAAAACAAAUUAUAGUUCUUGAACUUUUACUAAUUGCUCGCAAAGCGAUGAAACAUCUUCUCUUUCCCUUUUUGCUCAAUAUGCAAAGACCACGAGGGCAAGACGGACAUCCAGGUGCCCCUGGAAAUGCUGGACGUCCCGGACAACCUGGACCACCAGGACCACCGGGAGAACGUGGAGUUUGUCCGAAGUAUUGUUCAAUCGACGAAAAAACCUACCGCCAAGAUUCAUCAAGAAGUAAUUUCUUACUACGUGGUAAUGAAUCUGGAUUCACCGAAACGUACUGUGACGAAAAAGUGCAUUACAACUUAGAGAACACUGAAGAUACUUGA
Molecule: messenger RNA, 1053 nt
Organism: Strongylus vulgaris
Lineage: Eukaryota; Metazoa; Nematoda; Chromadorea; Rhabditida; Strongylidae
Source: the annotation of a GenBank genome assembly